CGACUUCUUUGUCAUGCAGGAUCGGCACUGCGGUCGUGGAUUUUCCACCUAUUAUUCUUUUCUUUUAUUUUCGGUUUUCGUCCGAUCUCUAUUUGCAUUACCCAAUCGUGUCGUAACAGAACAGCUUUGUCUAGUAUACGAUCGCACGGCCUUGUUCCGAGCGGUCUUGAAUAUGUGCUGCCCCCACGUUUCCAACGCUACCUCGGAUUUACCUCCAAAACUCGAGUGAUCAACGGGCCAGUUCCCCGCAGAUUGUCAAACCCCAGACCGAGCUCCCCAUCUGCCGCGGUGGGUCUGCGUGGGGAUAGAGAACCUACCC
Molecule: messenger RNA, 319 nt
Organism: Aspergillus pseudotamarii
Lineage: Eukaryota; Fungi; Ascomycota; Eurotiomycetes; Eurotiales; Aspergillaceae
Exons: 1
Coding region: 14-229 (71 amino acids)
Source: RefSeq, a predicted model, not a curated record